Molecule: messenger RNA, 3944 nt
Organism: Cinara cedri
Lineage: Eukaryota; Metazoa; Arthropoda; Insecta; Hemiptera; Aphididae
Source: the annotation of a GenBank genome assembly
GACAAUUAUAUUAUGUUUUUGAUACCGAACUCCCAACGCAGAUCUAAUUAUCAACUGAUAGUCACUGAGCUUGUUGAUAACAAAGUUAUAAAAACAGAGGAAUUUCCUUGUGUAAAAAUCAAUAACCAUUAAAUGUUUUUUGUAUAAUACAAUUUCUUAUCUAUGAUCAAUUGAUUAUUGAAGUCAUGGCUUCCUUAUAUGAAUUUAUAAUGUAUUAUUUCUUCUACUUACAAUAUUAAAGAGAUAUCAAAAGUAUUUGCAAUUUCCUUCUAUAAAACAUUAUUUACAAUAACUAUAUAUACACGUUAGUUAAUUUAUUGGUACUAACUAGUAUGUUAAGUUAAGAUUAGUUUUAUAAUGUAAAUCCAAAUCAUUAAUGUAUAUUUUUUUUAAGCAUUUGAUACAUAUUAUAUUAUUUUGAAUUAUAAACUAACUUAGGUGGUAAUCUAGUUUUAAAAAGGCUGUGUUAUUUAAUUUCAUACUUUUUAUAUUUUAAACAACAAUAGAAAUAAAAAAUUGGUAAGGCGGAAGUAAUUUUAUCCAUUUAUUAAAUAAUGUAUAGAUUAUUUUUGUUGUUAACAUAAUAAUUUGUUAUAGUUAUUAGAAUGUUUGAAAUGGAAGACUCUGAUGAAAUAUUUGAUGUUGUAAUCCGUUAUGGUUUAUACAUAGUCGCAGUUUUUCAAUUGGUGUGCAUAACAACUAUUUUCUUACUGACUGAUCAAUCAAAUGACUCAAAGGUACGUAAUAUAUUUAAAUAACGUUUUAAAAAUUGAAAAAUUAUGAAAUAUUAGGGAUGCUAAUAUUAGCAAGACCAAUGAUAAUGUAUGCAUGUGAUACAUGGCUUCGAUUUGAAAAGAUUCCUUAGAAGGAUUUACGGACUAAAAAAAAAAAUGAAGAUACUCAAGCAUAUGAAAUUCGAUCUAACAUUAAAGUACAGGAUUAUUCAGAAAACUGAUCAUAAUAGCUGAAAUACUUCACAAGAAACUGAGUUGACUCGGUCAUUUAUUAAGGACUAAAUUAACUGCAAAUAGUGUACUAAACUCAACUUCUCAGGAAAAGAGAUUGAUCCAAAAAUCAAAGUAGAGAUAGAUUAAUAAAAGCAAGAUAGAACUAAGACAAUAAGAGAUAUAGACAAUGCUAAUGAAGUAGCUUAAGACAGAGAUAGAAGGAAGUUUGUUUUGAAGCCAUGGGCUACAGCUAAAGCUGAUAAAAUAAAAAGACAGAAUAAUAAGUUAAAUUUUUGUUAAAUUUUGUAUUAAGUAUAUCUAGUUGAAUACAGCUUAGUUACCAAAUCUGAACUAAAUAUUAACUUAGGGUUUCAUGAUUAUUAUCGCAGUUAGUACUAUAUUAUUCCCUACCUUACUUAAAAUCAAGUUAGCUGCUAGAACCAAGCAAUAAAUUAUUUUAUUUUAUUUAAUAUAAAUUGUUUAGUUUUAAGUUUUAAUAUAAUGUGUGUUAUAAUUUUAAAUAUUUUAUGAGUUGUAUUGUCUACUUAACUACCUUUGAUAGUAAUAUAUAGGGUUUGGGACUUGUUGCACUCAAAAUGAUAGAAAAUUGUAUUUAUUAUCUAUAGCCAUGGAAUUAAGGUUACAUUAAGGUGAUUUUAAUGAAUAUAGUAAUUCCAAUAAAAGUAGAAAAAAAAAACAAAAUUGAAAAAACUUUGUAAAAUACAAUGGGUCGAUCAACAUGAUUCACUUACUACUUUCAAAGAAUUUUACAUUUAUAUAAUUGCUACUCUAGAACAUCUUGAAAAAUAUGAUACAAAUCCUGAAACCUCAACCAAAGCGUUGUUAUAUGUAAGUGCUAUAACCAAGAGUGAUUUUCUUGUCUUUCUUGAAGUAACUGUUACUUGCUUCUUAUAUACUAAAUAAUUAAGUUAAGUACUACAAAGCAAACAUCAAGAAUUGUCUAAAGCUUUAAACGAUGUAAUGAUUGUUUGAGAACCUUAAAAAGCCAUUCAAUCAGAAGAUGAAAAAUAUUUUAAGGAAAUAAUGAAAAAUGUUACCAUAAAGCUUCUGCAAUAGACAUUAAAAUAUGCAUGCCUCGAACUUGUGGGAGACAAACUGCCUGAAACAAUAUAAAUACCAAAGCCGCAGAGGAAUAUUAUAAAAUAGCAAUAUUUAUAACAGUUAUUGAUAAUCUAAUUACUCAGUUAUAUUCUAGAUUUGAUAAAAGACUAAAAAACAAUUAUACUACUAGAAGGACUCAUACCAUCUAAUUUGACCCAUUAUGACGACCAAUCAAUAUUAGCUGCUGCUUCUUUUAUAUUAAUGCAUUUUUAAUUAGUAUGAAAUCAAAGUUAUUCACAUGGAGAAAGCAAUGACAAUUGAAAAAAAAAUUAUUAGAGACUGCUGUAAAAGCAAUUCAACACUGAGCACAGAGCACAGAGCUUUUUCCAAAUUAUUUAAGUUGUUUGCAAUAAAUUAUUAUAAAUGAAGAGUUGUUAAAUAUUUUAUUCAUUUCAGCAGGAUGUAUUUAGUAUUUUAUGUGGUCAUAUAUUAAAUAUACAAAUUAAUUUUGUAUAAAGUUUUUUAAUUGCCCCCUCCGCCACCCAUUGAGGAAUUUUGGCUACGGCACUGGUUAACCUAGAAUAAAAUAUGACCACUACAAAAAAACAAAUGCAAGAAGUCCUGAACCCUAGUAAUAUAUUAUAUUUUAUACUAUUUUAAUUAAUUAAUAAUAAUAAAGUUAUUGUUUAUUAUUUCUUUUAUCAAAAAAUGUUUAUAUUAAGUACUAAACAUAAAUUUAGCUAACAUUAAUUUUAUUAUACACAACUUAGUUGCUUAAUCUUAAAUGUAUUAUCUAUAUGUAUUAAAUAGAAUAAUUCACAUUCUAGGAUAACUGUGAUGGAAGCGAAUAUGAUUCUGAUGGUAGUACAUUUGCAUCUCCUAGGCGACCAUAUUCCCAUCACCGGUCAAGAAAACAAGACAAAAAAAAAAGGCGAUAAUUCUUCAAUUUUCUUCUUGCAGUUUUUAAUGUUUCGAAUGUUAGAAAUCAUAAUAAAUAUUUUUUUCUCUUUUCAUUCGUUUACAUAAAAAUAUAAACUAAUUAUUAAAUAUUUUUAAUAUUGUUCCUUUAAAAUUAAGUUUUAUUUGUUUAUUAUAGCAUUAGGGCUUUUGUUUUAAAAAAAAUUGAAUUAUUAUUUUAAUUUUAUAAAUGUAUUUUAAAUUGUAUGAACUAUCUACAUUUAUUCUCUAAUUUCAAUAUUGAAAUAAUAUUAAAUUAACUACCUAUUAAUUGCCUUUAUAUUCUUUUUUAAGAAAUUAUCUUUUAAAUAAAAACUAAAAAUUAGAUUUUGAAAUUGGUUAUUGAUUCUUUACCAAAUCUUUUAAUUUAUAUAAUAACUAUAUUUUACUAUAAUUACAUUAAAUGGAAAUUGAAUAGUGUAAUAUUAAAUACAAUGUAUUAAUGAUUUGUAUUCUGUAAUGAAAGAUGCACUAACAUGGAAACCAGAAGUAAAAUUACCACUAAGUGGGCCUCAAAAAAGAUGGAUAAAUGGACCAGACUAUGAGUUGACCAAGAGUCAAUAAUCUAAUAUAAGUGCAAAAGUUAAGAAGAAUGGAAAAGGCUGUAUAAAGUAGUGAUGUGCUUUAAUUUCCUUUGAAUCUAAAGAUGUAGUUACAUAGUUGUAUUAAAUAUAUAACCACAUAUUUAAAAAGUGUAAAUUUUUUUUUUAUUUAUAGAAAUAUAUUGGAAAAUGCAAAAAAAAUAUAUUGGGGACCAUUAGUGUAGAAAUUUUGUUCAGAGACAAAUACUCAAUCUUCAGUUUUUAUUCAAUAUCUUAACUGGGAAUAUUGACUCACCCACACUCUUGUCUUAAAUUAAUUUUAAAGUUCUCAUAUUUCAGUUUCGUAUACUGUCCUUUUUUUACAUUCUACUAUCUAUCAUAAAUAAUGUCAAAUUAAUUCAUAAGGCAUAAUCUAUAAGGUCCAUUACCAAUGUUG